CUCGAUUGCAUUGCUAUUUUCACAUUCAGUCAGCCUCUACCUCAGCACAUAACAUCAAGCGCAUGCCACUCAAACGCAUGUUGAUAUUGGUGAGUGUGCACCAGAUGAACCCUCACUCUGCAAUUUCAACUAACAUGGAUGCAGUCAGUCACGUUGAUAGCUAUACUCUUCGUCAUGAUGCGCUCUUGGUUGCCGUAUGACGUCCGCUGGACAGCCAAGCUCCUCCUUCGCGAUGUACAGAAUAUCCGGGCGAAGUACACUACAAGAUCGAAGCACCAACGCGGGCCUGUGGAUGUUGCGAGAAGCACUUCGACGCAUAAACAGGCUUGCACCGAGAACGUAUCGCAAGUGCUGGAAAGUGUUCAGUGCAGCAGACUGCCGCCACAGCAUGCCGACCAAAGCAGUGUGUACUCCAAAGCACUUCAAGAUGGUCCCGAGACUCCCCAGACCAGCAGCGAGGAGUGCUUUGGUACACUCUACGGCCUCCUAGAAAGCAGACUCAGAGCUACAUAUGCUUCUCGCGAUCGUAACAUGUCGCACGAAGACCGUUGGAGAUUCCGCGGUAGUUGGCUAGUGCUUCACAGAGCCAUCCAAGGAUGUCGUUCGGACGAGAGCGAUACUGCCUCCAGAGUCCGCACGAAUGGAGCCAGUGAGAAUGCAAUGCUUCUGGAGAUGCUAAGCCAAAGCACCGAACAGGUUCGACUACCUACACCCAGAGUCAGCAGAAUGCCAGCGGCACCGUAUGCCCGGCAUGACAGCGAGCAUGAUCGCUAUGACUCCAUGUUCGGCGAUGUUCCCACGCCCGCACACAAACCGUCUCCCGCGCAGCUGUGGCUAUCCGUUCUUGAAGCCACCGACGACACCCAAAAGAUCACACCAAUGGCACAACAGCUUCUAGGGUACAUCUCGCACGAGAACAAAGCUGUCGACAUCAUUGAGCAGGUCGGAAACCCCCACAAGAAGUUUUCCGAUGCCGAUGACGCUCAACUCCGAGUCGAAUUCCGAGAAUUACUAUGUCCGGAGGGAAUGUCGUCCAGACCGCGAUGCUGACUUCACCGCCAAUAUCCAGCACAGUCUUGGUCCUCGGCGUCUUGGGCGAAUCAUGCACCGGGUCGGAAAAGAGGUGUGCUGAAAACCCUUCGUCGGCAGCGGGCGAUACCGCAUUGCGAGUGGUUGCCGAAGCGGCAGAGUGGGUCUAUUGGUCAUGGCUCUUUACCCCUCCUGUGGCAUCCAACGUACUUAU
This is a messenger RNA of Alternaria rosae, 1243 nucleotides long. RefSeq lists its product as uncharacterized. The record is from RefSeq and is a predicted model, not a curated record. Bases 139 to 1050 code for a protein of 303 amino acids. The transcript has a single exon. NCBI's taxonomy places the organism in Eukaryota, Fungi, Ascomycota, Dothideomycetes, Pleosporales, Pleosporaceae.